GAUCUUGUGGACCCACUUACACCUGACAAAUAACGUUAAAGUAGCCAAUACUAGCGAAAAAGUAGCAAGUAAUUGUGGGGCCUGUUAAAAAACUCGAGCAUAGCACCAAUUUUGAACCAGUUAACACCAAACCCUCGAUCAACAAUAAUUUCCUGGCCUUAAGUGGCAAAAAAAUUGAAAAAAACACGUAAUCAACCUCUGGUUAAAUUUAACGUUCACAUUAAACUCAAUGAGCGCCUUUAAAGCAUCGCCAAUUUCCAUGCAAACAAAUCAGUUAACAGCAAUCCCUCAAUGAGCAAUAACUUAACUGACUUUGAAAUCAGCAGAGUAACAAAUAAUUUUAAGGCACAAUUAAGCAACAGUAGGCCACAAGGCAAAACCUAAUUGGACUUAAAGUAGAAUUCGCGUAAUCAGUGGGGAAACACUUCCUCAGGUAGCUAAACAAAUAAACAAACUGGUAAAUAGGGAAUAUUAAGACUAAAUAUUUAAGCAUUUGGCACUUUGACCUUGCUUGUCAGGUGCCUUUGGGCCUUACUACCUUACAAAAACUCCCAAACCCCCCUCAAGAAUGAAGAAUACUGCAGAAUAAAGAGAGAUUUCCAACAAAAACAAAAAAUAAAAGCUGAAUGAAAACUUUUACUGGGGCAUCAUUAGGUCUAGGCCUAUGGGUAUUUUUCCCAGCCACUUACCCGAAAAGUUGUUGGCCCAACUAGCCAGGUAAUGGCCUGGUAAUCACUAAUCACUGGUAAUCGCCGCAUUAUAAAAGCCAUUCCUUGGAAGGGACCAACAAGUAAUCCGCAUCAUGGUGGCGAAUCAGGAGGGAUUGGACACGCAUAGUGCUGUAUCGUACCACUGGCGUGUUUGGGAGCUCACUGGCCUGAUGCGUCCGCCGGGGAUUGGCCACUUGGCCUACCGGGUGUACUCCGUGGUGCUCAAUUCGGUGGUCACCGUGUUGUUUCCCCUGAGCCUCCUGGCCCGGCUCCUGUUCACCACCAACAUGGCCGGAAUGUGCGAGAAUCUGACCAUAACCAUUACGGAUAUUGUGGCCAAUUUGAAGUUUGUGAAUGUCUACCUGGUGCGCUCGCAGCUCCACGAGAUUCGGGCGCUUCUGAGGCGAAUGGAUGGGCGGACCAGGAGCGUGGGCCAUCCCGCGGAGCUGUCCGCCCUGAGGCGCGAGGUGGACAUUGCCCAGGGCAGCUUCCGCACCUUUGCCCGGAUCUUCGUCUUCGGCACCACCUUGAGCUGCGUCCGGGUGGUCAUUCGUCCGGACCGCGAACUCCUCUACCCGGCCUGGUUCGGCCUGGACUGGCAGCACUCCACGCGGAACUAUGUGCUCAUCAACCUGUACCAGCUGUUCGGCCUGAUCGUGCAGGCCGUCCAGAACUGCGCCAGUGACUCCUAUCCGCCGGCGUACCUCUGCCUGCUCACGGGUCACAUGCGUGCUCUGGAGCUGAGGGUGCGUCGCAUUGGCUACAGAAUGGAGGAGGAUGGCAGUUCCGGGGGGGAUCUGGACUACGAUGCCUGGCGGGAGGAGGUGUACGAGGAGCUGGUCGAGUGCAUCCGGGAUCUGAUGCGCGUCCAUCGGCUGCGAGAGAUCAUCCAGCGCAUCCUGUCCGUGGCCUGCAUGGCCCAGUUCGCCUGCUCCGUCGCCGUCCAGUGCACCGUGGCCAUGCACUUCCUGUACAUGGCGGACGACCACGACCUCACCGCCAUGAUCAUCUCGAUCGUGUUCUUCACGGCCGUCACCUUGGAGGUGUUCGUCAUCUGCUUCUUCGGCGACCGGAUGCGUACGCAGAGCGAGGCGUUGUGCGACGCCUUCUACGCCUGCAACUGGGUGGAGCAGCUGCCCAAGUUCAAGCGGGCCCUGCUCUUCACGCUGGCCAGGACCCAGCGGCCAUCGCUCAUCUUCGCCGGCAACUACAUCGCCCUCUCGCUGGAGACCUUCGAACAGGUCAUGCGGUUCACCUACUCCGCCUUCACACUUUUGCUGAGGGCCAAGUAAGUUGCAAUUGCAAUGGAGCCAAGGUGUUGUCAAUACUUUUGGGAACAGGAAAAUCCAUAUUUUGUCAUGUGUUCGUAGAAUGAAUUCAUAGUGAAGAGUCGAAAUUCAAGAAUUUUAGGUUUUUGUAGUAUAAAAGAAUUAAUUUUGACCUAUAAUAUCACUAACAAAAAUACCUUUAAUAUCACUAACUGUUCACAAUUUAAUAUUAAAAAGAGGAAUGUAGUUAAAAAAGUAAA
Molecule: messenger RNA, 2238 nt
Organism: Drosophila gunungcola (fruit fly)
Lineage: Eukaryota; Metazoa; Arthropoda; Insecta; Diptera; Drosophilidae
Gene: Or2a
Product: odorant receptor 2a
Exons: 2
Coding region: 803-2002 (399 amino acids)
Biological process (GO): detection of chemical stimulus involved in sensory perception of smell; sensory perception of smell
Cellular component (GO): plasma membrane
Molecular function (GO): olfactory receptor activity; odorant binding
Source: RefSeq, a predicted model, not a curated record